Ceratitis capitata (Mediterranean fruit fly) is the source of this 2286-nucleotide messenger RNA. Its product is annotated as protein twist. The transcript has 2 exons. NCBI's taxonomy places the organism in Eukaryota, Metazoa, Arthropoda, Insecta, Diptera, Tephritidae. Gene Ontology annotation, biological process: regulation of transcription by RNA polymerase II; developmental process. Bases 222 to 1934 code for a protein of 570 amino acids. Gene Ontology annotation, molecular function: RNA polymerase II transcription regulatory region sequence-specific DNA binding; protein dimerization activity; DNA-binding transcription factor activity, RNA polymerase II-specific. The record is from RefSeq and is a predicted model, not a curated record.
UAAAUCAAUUAAUUUAAAUACAUAACAGAAAGAAAAAAAAAAAAACAAAAUUAAAUAUAUACAUAUCUCGUCGUGAUUCGGAAAAAGAGCAAAAACCGCAAGAGAACAAUAAAACUAAAAAUUAAUAACAAAUCAAGCAAAAAAUCAAAAGUUUUGGUCCAAAAAGAAAUUGAACAAUAGUUCGCCUCUCAACCACACGCGUACCGCGAAAGCAAAAAAUAAUGUCCAUCCGAUCGAGUUCGCCUAAAGUGAUACUGGAUAUCAGCUACAAGCCUAUGCCGCCUUUGAUGGAUACGCACGACAAUGCCAUAAAAUUAAUUAAAAUGGAGCCGCCAACCUACGAAUAUCUGCAAAAUAUGCAAUACGAUAUGUCGCCACACCAGCACCAACAACAACAACAACAACAGCACGCACAGACUACGUCCUUCUACCAUACGCCACAAACGGCAAUCGCAAAUGGAAUACAUACCUCGCAUCUGGAACCAAUCCAAACAAAUACCAUACACAACCACGGCAGCUUGGUGGAGGCAGAGGAUAUGGUUUACGGCACAAUUGAAACGAUUACGCCGGACUUUCAUAUGAGUAACACGGAUGCGCUGAGAAACGGCGUCAAUACCAUUAAUACACCGGGUAUGAUCGUCGGGUUCGGUCCAAACGAUCAAGUUAGGUCCGGCGGCGUUGCCAGCAAGGAAUUAAAUAAUAAUUUUGGCAUCGAAAAUACACAAUGCAGAAACAACAACAACGGUAACCAUGCAAUACAACAACAACAACAAGCGCAACAACAGCUGCAAACACAGUCUAAUAAUAAACGCAGCCGUGAAUUUGACAGCGCCGAGCCGGAGCUCAUGAACGAAGCAAAGAAGCCACACCUGCAACUUCCAAAUGGACAGCCGCAUACGAGGGCGCGCUUUAUGCCUGCACGAGAUGGGUCUGGAUUCGUAUUGGAAUAUCUGCCCGAGCCGGUAGCGAGCCUCAACUCUAUUAUCACCCAGCCCAAUAAAGGUGCGGAGAGCAGCAGCGGCAGCGGCAGCGCAGGGAGCAGCAGCACAUGCAGUCCGUCCUCGUUGUCUUACGAGUUUGGCGCACAGGAGAUGUGCGAGAGUCUGCAACAGCAACAAGAUCAACUUCAUCGAACACAACAACAAAACCAGAAACUACAAGACCAUCCGCCACAAUUAACAACAACACCUCCAUCGCAUGCUCCUGAUCUCGUACACCCGCACCUGCAACAACACGAUGAUCCAGCGCAUCAACAUCAUCAUCAUCAAGACACACCCACAACCCUGCAACAUUACGAAUUUGCACAUUCCAUGAAGAGCAAUCAAUCGGAGGGUGACGACUGCGAUUUCCUGCGCAUGUCGAAUGGCGACAGUCAGGAGAUGGGCGAUUCGAACUAUGAUUAUCCGCACAAUGAUGACCUAAUGGACAUGCACACCGACUCGUUGUGCGAAAAUCAAGAAUCUUCCAAACAAUUCCGUAAGCCGAGACGGCGGUUGCGUCGAAAGUCCAGUCGUUCAGAGGAUGUGGAGGAAUUUCACAAUCAACGCGUUAUGGCAAAUGUGCGCGAGCGACAGCGCACGCAGAGUUUGAAUGAUGCGUUCAAGGCACUACAGCAAAUCAUACCGACUUUGCCGAGCGAUAAGCUCAGCAAGAUACAGACUUUGAAGUUAGCAACAAGAUAUAUUGACUUCCUCUGUCGUGUGCUCUCCACCAGCGAAAUUAGUCUGCUGAAAUCGGUGGACAGUAAGAGUAUACUCAACGGUAAUGGUUUACCAUUGGGUACAGCGUCUAUUUUGAACGCGGCCACAAACGGCGCCGAGACUGAAUUGAAGGGUUUGAGGCGGGCGACAGGCGCCUCUGUGAUACCGCCUGAAAAGUUGAGUUAUCUCUUUGGUGUUUGGCGUAUGGAAGGUGAUACGCAAAGUAAAACGUAGUAAUAAGUGGUAGGAAAUUAAAGAAAAAUAUUGGAAAUUUUUAGCUAUUAAAAAAGGAAUUUUAAUUAUAUUAUCUUAAUAUAAAUUUUUACGCUGAAAGAAAAGUGUAUGGGAAUUUUUCUUUUGAGAUUAUUUUUGCCAUUUUACAAUUUUGUUAAUUGUAAUAUGAAGGCAUUAUUUUUUUUUAGUACAUACAUAUAUACAUACAAUUGUAGUAUGUAUGUAUGAAUGUAUGAAUGUAUCAAAGAUUGUAAAAAAUGGUAUAAUCAGCUGUUGAGCUGCACAAAUGUAAACUUUCCAUUAAACAUUAAGCAAAAUAGAAUAAUAUUUUUAUUAUUAUUGACUAUGAAAA